AAAAAAUCUCCAACGCAUUCACUCGUAAAACUGCUGUUUAGAAAGAGUGUUUAGUAAAAACAAUGUCAAGGAAACUACAGAUUUUCAGGUCGGAAACAACUUCCGAAUUUUCACUAUGCAAAACACCACAAAAACCACACCAGUUUGAACUUUGAAACCAUGCACGCAUGCGUCAUAUCACAGAAAAAUCAACGCCAAACCCAAAAAUCUCCAGACGACGAGUUGAAUUGGUACCAAUUUUUGACUUUUCGACGGCCUUCAUCUAUUAUAAAUCCAAUCCAGACUAUGUCAAGAAAAAGGAAAAAGAAAAACUGAAAAUCAUGAAACCUUCAACUGUAAUGCUUGUUUUCUUAUUAAUUCCCCUCCAUUUUUUGGCCGCUCAAGUUUCUUCAAUCGACACCCUGUGGCGAGGAGACAGUCUGAACUCAUUUUCUCAGCUGAUCUCUGCCAGAAGGAUUUUCACAUUAGGGUUUCACACUCCUCAAGACUCCAACAACACCUACCUCGCCGUGUGGUACACCGACGGCGCGUUCCCUAACCCUCCCGUGUGGAUCGCCAACAGGGAAAACCCUUUUCCCCCAAAUUCAAAUCUGAGUCUCACAAUAGACGCCAUCGGAAGCCUGGUCAUCACCAGCCGACGCCCAGGAGUAGAAUCAUUCGAGCUAUAUUCCGGCGGACCAAGGAACAAUCUAUCAGCCACCCUGUUGGACACUGGGAAUUUCGUAGUCAGGGAGACGAAUUCCAGCGGAGAGAUUUUAUGGCAGAGCUUCGAUUAUCCUACUGAUACUCUCCUCCCGGGUAUGAAACUAGGGUUUAAUCAACGGACAGGGAGGAAUUGGACUCUUUCUUCAUGGUUUGACGAGAGUAAUCCAGCUCAUGGGGCCUUUACCCUUGAAUGGGACUCAAAUGGAGGCCGACUGGUAAUCAGACGAAGAGGAGUGAUUUACUGGACGAGCGGGCGGAUGAGGGAUUAUUACGAGAAUACAGGAAAUUUCAGUAUCAAGGAGUUUGAGAAUAUGAAUCCGCCUGAUGUUUUCAACUAUAACUAUAAUUUCAGCAGUAUUACUGAUGGCGAGGGUGAAUAUUUUAGGUAUACACUCAUAUAUAUCCCUUUCACUCCCGAUGAACGAAAAAUUAUCUCAGGAUGGAGGAUGGAUUAUAAUGGGGAUAUAAGCGACAUUGGCCGGGGUUAUUUGGUGAUGUCCAGUCUCUGCUAUGGUUAUGAAUCCAAGAGGUCUGUUCUUCAGACAGGGUGCCAAGUGUGGGAACAGCCCACUUGCAGGAACAAACGCCAGACGUUUACCCGUAGGACUGGACUUUUUUCGGGAUUCAAUAGUCCUCAAUCUGUUCAUGACAGUAAUGCGAGCCUUGGCCCAAGUGACUGUCGAGAGAAUUGCUGGGACGAUUGUGAAUGCGUUGCUUACUCUCACGUUUUUACGUCUGAUGGCUGCACAUAUUGGAGAGGUAGGAAUGUGGAGUUUGUGCAGAGUCCUGAUGGAAUUAUCAAUGCUAAUUUAAUGUACGUUCUUGAAACUGCACCUUCAGACAAAGGAAUGAAGACAUAUGUGAAAAUCAUCCUUGGUGUGUUAAGUGCAAUGGUGGUGUUUAUCUCAGGUUUGGCUUUUUUCCUCAUGCGAAAGCUUAAGCAGGUGAGGAGAGAGAAAGAAUUGCAUGAGCUGCUGACGCUGGAAGGAUAUACAGAUGCCAAUGAAGGAGGCAAGAGUCAUGAUCUCAGGCUUUUUACGUAUGCAUCCAUCCAAUCUGCCACCCGCAAUUUCUCAUCGGACCAUAAACUUGGGCAAGGUGGUUUCGGACCUGUAUAUAAGGGAAAAACAUCAGAAGGCAAAGAUAUAGCGGUGAAGCUUCUUUCACGACAGUCAGGACAAGGGUUGCUUGAGUUUAAGACUGAGCUGAUUCUCAUUUCAAAAUUGCAGCAUGUGAACCUUGUUAAGCUAAUUGGCUUUAGCAUUCAUGGGAAUGAUAAAAUAAUAAUCUAUGAGUACAUGCACAACAAAAGUCUGGAUUUCUUUCUAUUCAGUCCAUCUCAGAAGCAGCACUUAGAUUGGCAGAGAAGAUUCAAUAUAAUCGAGGGUAUUGCUGAAGGACUGCUCUACCUUCACAAGUACUCUCGACUGAAAAUAAUUCACCGAGACCUGAAACCAAGUAAUAUACUACUCGAUGAAAAGAUGAAUCCCAAGAUUUCUGAUUUUGGUCUUGCGAGAAUAAUUAAGCAGGACAUAUGUGAAGCUAACACAAACAGGCAUGCGGGGACAUAUGGCUACAUGGCCCCUGAGUAUGCGAUGCAGGGCAUAUUCUCUUUUAAAUCGGAUGUCUACAGUUUUGGAGUUUUAGCUCUUGAGAUUGUGAGUGGUCGGAAAAACAAUUUCUUCCAGCAAACUGAAGGUCCUCUAAGCCUGGUGGAACAUGCUUGGGAGCUUUGGAGAAAAGAUUGUGCGCUAGAUUUCAUGGAUCCAACAUUGGGCAACUCAUGCAUUAUAGGUCAAGUGCAAAGAUGCAUCCACGUUGGGCUUCUAUGCGUCGAGAAUCUUGCGGUUGACCGACCCACUAUUGAAGAUGUUACGUUGAUGUUAAAAAAUGAAAUGACAAACUUGCCAAUGCCAAAGAGCCCAGGAUAUAUCACGAAAAACAACGUCAAUGAAGACGUAGAAACAAGUUUGCUUGAGAAAUUAUCUGCAAAUGAACUCACGCUCACUGAAAUUGGGGGAAGAUAGUACCAUAAAGUGCCCCUCAUGAGUUUGCCUCACUAUGUCAUUUACCCAAAACUUAAUCUCAGAAAAAAUAUUCCCGCGCUCCCUCCUUUUUUCCCUCUGCCGCCUGUGUCUUCUCUUGUGGGUUGAUGCAGGCUAGAGAUUAGCUGUUCAGAUUUAGAACGCAAGUUUUCAAAUUUGAGUGUUUGCGCUGCAAACCGUGUUUAGGAUAGGAGGCUUUUAAGUGUGUUGGGUUGGGUUUCUGAGCUCUGUGACGUUGUAUGUUUGCCUGCUGUUGUCGAUCUUUGGGCUUGUUGUGGCGGCGGAGGCGGUGGCAACGAGGAUGCUUGAAAAAGUGCGAAGCUUUAUUUAGUUUUACUAGUUUAUUUUGUCCUCUUUUGUGUUUCUUAGAUUUUGUUGUUUGUUUUAUGUUAGUCUCAUAUUUUUUAGUAGUUUUAUGAGAACGAGUAUUCGAUGUACAUUAGCACAAAUAGAAAUAAAAUAUUAUAAGUU
This is a messenger RNA of Striga asiatica, 3221 nucleotides long. NCBI's taxonomy places the organism in Eukaryota, Viridiplantae, Streptophyta, Magnoliopsida, Lamiales, Orobanchaceae. The record is from the annotation of a GenBank genome assembly.